Molecule: messenger RNA, 1075 nt
Organism: Daldinia loculata
Lineage: Eukaryota; Fungi; Ascomycota; Sordariomycetes; Xylariales; Hypoxylaceae
Exons: 1
Coding region: 123-971 (282 amino acids)
Source: RefSeq, a predicted model, not a curated record
CCUGAAGGACGGUCUUGGAAUUGGGAGCAAACUCAUCAAUCAUUUUUCUUCACCCAUCCUUUACUUCACCUAGGACUCAACUUCUUCCUUGCUCUGUCGAGUCUUGUGCACCAGCAACAAUCAUGAAAGUUAAUCUUUUCCUCGUUCUUUCUCACCUCUCCGCAGUCUUGGCCGGAGGGUACCAGGGAUGCCUUGAGCGCGUGCUACUGUUCAAUGCCUACGAGAUCGAUGGGCUCAACGAUGAGAAGGACCAGACGAUCGGCUUCAAGUGCGCCAAAGCGGACACGAAGACCAAAUCAUGCACCCAGUGGAAUGCUUGCAAGCCAAAGAAGAACUCGGGUCGCACCCGGUGCAACUUUGACGACCUCAUGGUGUUCCUGGGCAAGACCCCUACUCCAAACGGUUGGUCCGUCAACGGUUCCGAUGGGAAGUUGGACCCCGAGGGGACGGCCAAGCAAUGUUACAAGCUCUUCGCCAACGGCCCAGGGAAGAACCCCAAGGUGCCCAACUUCCCGCCUUACGUAGCCGUAAAGGACGCGUGGGAGUUCAACGACUACAUCAAGCGUGUCGGCGACACAGUUAACAAUGCGUACAAGAACAAAGGGAACAGUGGCAACCGGGGUUUCUGGGAUAGCUUCGACGCGACUUUAGACAAGGUCAGCGAGGCGCGGGCUGGAGAUCACGGCCCUCAUCUCGUUCAGGAAGCUAAGGCCCAGCUAGGUGGCAAAAUGGACAUACAAAUACAGAAACUAGGAUCUGGGAACAAUCCUGCUACUGGCGAAGUGUGGGAAACCGUGGAUUGGAAAGAGACGGCUAAACAAGCUAAGGAUAAGGGCGUGCCUGAUGUCGACAAGGAGAUUCAGGGGUUUCUCAAGAACUUCUACGGCGGGAGCAACAAGCAGGCAAAGGAUCACCGCGUAGUGAUACAGUCAUACAAGCGGGUGACGGACAGAAGUCGGAGUUGUCGUUAAGAUGGACAAUUUAGAAGUGGUUAUUAUGUGUCGGAAAGUAGGAAAGUUGGAGGAGGCAGAGCAUGAGAAAGGAGAAUAGGAUAGAUAGCGCGGUUGUGGUAUAC